UCUCAGGUGUGUUUAGAUACAUCACCUCUAAACUCCUGUAGCUUCUCUACUCAGAACACCUCAGUCCUGAUUCUUCAUCCUGCAGUAAAGUAGUGUAUAUCUGUAAUAUAGUGUUUCUGAGUGUGAAUAUUAGUGAUGAUAUAUUAGUGAGUACAGUAUUAGAGUCUCUAGUUUAGAUCCUGUUGGUUCCUCUAUGCUGGAUAUAAGAUGAGAUUGAGAGGGUUGGGUUUGGAGGUUCUACAGGUUCUGUUUGGAUCCUGCAGCACAUUUAGCCACAGAUGUUGCUACAGCUGGGCCUGUAGAUCCUGUAGCUCUACACUCGUAGGUUGAAGCUGAAGCUGAGUCCCAGCUGCUUCAUAAAUGCUGGAUUGGUGAUAAAUCUGGAGAUCUGCAGGACGAGGAAGUGCUGCAAUCUGGUGGAGACUGUGUUCCUGGGAAACCCUUGCUGUGUGUGGGUGAACAUUAUCCUGCUGAAAAAAUCAGUCUGAUAAAUCCUCCUCUAUAGUGAUACGAGGCUCCCUUCACUCCUUCAUGCUUUUACUCUUUCCCUCUUUUACUCCUUUACUGUUUCACUCCUUCAGUCCUUCACUCUUAUCUGUUCUUCAUAUUCUUUGUGUUUUUCUCUAGCAGAGCUAUACAGUAUAGUACCGUGUGGGUGUAGUGUGUGUGUAUAGUAUAGUAGAGUAUAGUAAAGUAUAGUGUGUGUAGAGUAGUAUUGUAUAGUAUAGUGUGUGUAGAGUAGUAUAGUAGAGUAUAGUAUAGUGUGUAGAGUAGUAUAGUAUAGUAGAGUAUUGUACAGUGUGUAGAGUAGUAUAGUAUAGAAGAGUAUAGUAUAGUGUAUGUAGAGUAGUAUAGUAGAGUAUAGUAGAGUAUAGUGUGUGUUUUUGGCACGUCAGUGGGAGUUGAGACAGGCUGGUGCUCUCAGGGAUCAGAGUUCAGGAGAUAAAGCUCAUCCCUCGCUCUCUGUCUGAACUCCAUCUGCUGCAGCUCUGAUGGACAGAUUACAGAUAAAAGAAUAAAACCUCCUCUCUGAAACAUGUGUUCUGUUCUUCCUCUUACCCUUUCCUGUUCUUCCUUUUCUUGUUUUCUUGUGUUGUUUUCCUGUAUUAACAGUGUGAGAGAGGAUAGAGGAACCUGGACUCAUCAGAACCUCCUGAGAGAAGAAGGACCUGAAGAUGCAGAACAAUCAGAUUAUCAGACUCUGGGAAUAUAUGCUCCUCUAGAAACACUGGGUCCCGGGAAUAAAGCAUUAUGGGAUUACAGGACACCGGGAAUGUAAACUCCCUGCAAUAUUGUCUUUUUGGGAUUACAGUUUUAGUAAUACGGGAAUAUAGAGGACUGAGACACUACAUAUCUGAUCAUUUAGGAUUAAUUCAGAUUAAUGAAUCACUCUCAGAUUAUAAAUCACCUGAAAACAUAGAGUCCUGAUUAUACAGGACCUUGAGAAUAUAGUCUCCCGUUGGAACAUAGGGUUCUGGCAAUAGAGAACCCUUAGAUUAUGGAACUAUGAGAAUAUAUACCAACUGAGAACAGAAACUACAUUAAUACAUACAUUUAAUAUAGAAGAAUAAAAUAUAUACAGAACCCUGUGUAUAUGUGCUUCCUCAAAACAUACUCUUCUGGGUGCAUAGGAUGUAUAAGAUAUAUGGGUAUAUAUAUAUAUGUAAAUAUAGUCUCUUUUAGGAACAUAGAGUACUCAGAUUACAGGGUCCUGGUAAUUUAGGACACUGAGAGUAUAGACUACUGGGUGUACAGGACCAUAGGGAUAUAGCCCCUGAUGGGAACACAUGGUGCUGCAAAUAUAUAACCCCUGAGAACAUAAACUCCUGGGUAUAUUUGACCCUAUACAUACAUGACCUUGUGAAAAUAUGGCCCUGGAGAUGUAGGCUUCCUGGGAACGCAGGGUCCUGGAAACAUGGCCCUAUAAUGGGAGAACCCUGGAGAUAAAGCCCUCAGGACUCCUGGAAUAUAGCAGCUCUGAAUUUCAGGAAUAAAGGGUCCCGAGACUAUCAGCCCUUAAUAACUAAUGAAUUAAGCAGAAAUAAAGUCUUAAUUAAAUUCCCUGCAUCCUGUAAUCUCUCAGGCAGCUUCAGCAGGACAGAUCUCUGCAGGACACGCUGGUGCUGGGUUUAGUUUCACCUGUAAAGACCUCAAAAGUGCACUUAAUAUAAAAAAGCUAAAUCUCCCAAAUCUCUUAAUCCUGUAAAUAUAUUUACUGCUGUUCCAUUUAAUAUCAUACCAGUGGCUCCCCCUUGUGUCCGUGCUCCUGCACUGCAGACACCUCUCUCACGUGGCCUGGUGUGUGUGUAUGUGUGUGUGUAUAAGUGUGUGUGUGUGUGUGUGUGUGUGUGUGUGGUGGUCUGCUAAAUGCAUGUAAAAUCUUUUAAAGCUGUUCCAGAGAUGUGGGUCAGCGGUUUGGGGGCGGAGCCGGGCAUUAAUGGGAGUGGCACUGUUGUGUGUGUGUGUGUGUGUGUGUGUAAUGUGUGUGUAUAAUGUGUGUGUGUGUUUAUGUUAGUGUGUGUGUGUGUGUGUGUGUAGGCUCUGGUGAUGGAGCUGCAGAGACACGGUGUGUUCAGGAAGGUGGAGGUUCAGGAUCAUGUUCACUACACCCUCGCCUUCAUCAUCCUCAUCGUCGGGACGCUGGGAGUGGCGGGAAACACACUGGUUAUAUUCGCUUUCUGCAGUAACAGGAAGUUGCGUACGCUGCCGAAUUUCUUCAUCAUUAACCUGGCGGUGAGCGACCUGCUGAUGGCGCUAACACAGUCUCCAGUGUUCUUCAUCAACUGCCUGCACACCCAGUGGAUGAUGGGGGAACUGGGUUGCGAGAUCUACGCAUUCUGCGGCGCUCUGUUUGGGAUCAGCUCUAUGAUAACUCUGCUGGCGAUCUCUGUGGACCGGUACCUGGUCAUCACCCGGCCGCUGCAGGCCAUGCAGUGGAACUCCAAAUGCAGAACCUUCAUCAUCAUCACCCUCGUCUGGAUCUACUCGCUGGCCUGGAGCCUCGCUCCUCUGAUUGGCUGGAGUGCGUACGUGCCGGAGGGUCUGAUGACGUCGUGUACGUGGGAUUACGCUUCGCCGGCGGCGGGGAACCGGAGCUACACGCUGUCGCUCUGCUGCUGCGUCUUCUUCAUCCCACUGAUCAUCAUCCUCUACUGCUACACCUGCAUGUUCCUCUCUGUACGGAGAACCAGCAGGGAUGUGUGCAGGUUGGGUUCUCAGGUGAGGAAUGGGGGCGUGUCUCGUCUGCAGCACAGUGUUCGUACGGAGUGGAAGUUGGCGCAGAUCGCCGGAGUAGUGAUCAGCGUGUACGUGCUCUCCUGGGCUCCGUACGCCUGCGUGACGCUGGUGGCCUCGGCCGGGUACGCUCACCUGCUCAACCCCUACUCUAAAACUCUCCCUGCGGUCAUCGCCAAAGCCUCCGCCGUCUACAACCCCUUCAUCUACGCCAUCAUCCACUCCAGAUACAGGGCGACUCUAGCGGUGAAGGUCCCCGGUUUGUCAUGUUUGUCCAGUCCUGAGGGUAAAGGUCGUCUCUCCUCCUCCAAUAGCGAGUCGUCUCUCAGCAGACAGUGCAGCCUAUCCAAAAACAGAGUUCACACCACCUCCACCUGCACCAAGGUGAUUGGACAGAUGGAGCUGGACCUGAUUGAGAGCAGGUUGGCGUCGUUCAGACAUUCAUACAGACAACAGAGCAUCACCAAGUCCAUCAGUCUCACACACACCCGGGCUGCAGUGUGUGUGAGAGAGUCGUUCAGUCUUUGUGAACAGGAUCUGGUCUCCGGGUCUCUCGCCAUGGCGACCGCUCCCACCAGGAGGGCAUCAGUAGGAGUGGCUUCUGGCACAACCUUUGACCCCACGAGUGACCCCGGAGAGACCCAAAGCCCCCCAGAAUCUCCCAGAAUUCCCCUCAGCCCAAGCCCCGCCUCUGAGAGCAGCCUGUCCCACCCGUGGCAACGACCCACCUGA
Messenger RNA from Astyanax mexicanus (Mexican tetra), 3966 nucleotides. RefSeq names its product opsin 4xb (gene opn4xb). NCBI's taxonomy places the organism in Eukaryota, Metazoa, Chordata, Actinopteri, Characiformes, Acestrorhamphidae. Gene Ontology annotation, molecular function: G protein-coupled receptor activity. Gene Ontology annotation, cellular component: membrane. The transcript has 9 exons. The coding region runs from base 2548 to 3966 and encodes 472 amino acids. Gene Ontology annotation, biological process: visual perception; G protein-coupled receptor signaling pathway. The record is from RefSeq and is a predicted model, not a curated record.